Polypterus senegalus (gray bichir) is the source of this 407-nucleotide messenger RNA. Its product is annotated as histone H2B 5-like. Gene Ontology annotation, molecular function: structural constituent of chromatin; DNA binding; protein heterodimerization activity. Gene Ontology annotation, cellular component: nucleosome. Bases 8 to 385 code for a protein of 125 amino acids. The transcript has a single exon. The record is from RefSeq and is a predicted model, not a curated record. Lineage: Eukaryota; Metazoa; Chordata; Cladistia; Polypteriformes; Polypteridae.
UGCAGAUAUGCCUGAACCCAAAGCAGCACCAGCCCCCAAGAAGGGCUCUAAGAAAGCCGUUUCUAAGAGCCAAGCGAAAGGAGGAAAGAAACGCAGAAAGUCCAGGAAAGAAAGCUAUUCCAUUUACGUUUACAAAGUAUUGAAGCAAGUACACCCCGAUACGGGUAUUUCUUCUAAGGCGAUGGGAAUCAUGAACUCGUUUGUGAACGACAUUUUUGAGCGCAUCGCCGGGGAAGCUUCUCGUCUAGCGCAUUACAAUAAGCGGUCCACGAUUUCUUCUCGGGAGAUCCAAACUGCUGUGAGGCUUCUGCUGCCAGGAGAACUUGCUAAACAUGCCGUGUCCGAGGGUACUAAGGCAGUUACCAAGUACACCAGCUCUAAGUAAACCGAACUACUUGCUUGAACCC